UCUCUCAGGGGGUGGCGGGAGGGGGGGUUACACCUACUCCCAUUAGGGCUUUAGCACUUGACUAAUUCAGGUACUUAGCAUCCUAUAGACAGGGACGGUUUGAAAGCAGGCAGUGUUUGCAGUGGGGAGGACUGUUUAUAUAAACAGGACACCUCUGUAAACGACACUAAUAUUUGGGGUUAGGCGGCGAUGGAAGGGAAGGUUCUCUUGAGCCGGGAGAUACCCCAGUAACAGCGUGCAGUCCUUUCCUCGCAGUUUUAAAGGGAGAGGGUUCGAGGCGAUAUUUUUUUGGGGGGAAGCGUGCACAACCUACCAUGGCCACAUCUGGCAGGAUCAGUUUUACAGUGAGGAGCAUUUUGGAUUUACCAGAGCAGGAUGCCAACAGCAUAAAGCAAGCCUCUGACCAUCACCACUCCGCCGAGAACUACGCUGGCUCGCAGUACCGAGGGUGGAUAGAAGCAGAGAGAAAUCAUUAUCCCUCUUCCGACGAGAGCGGCCCGGAGCUGAGCGUGCCCGACUCCACCCAAAGGUCGCUCCCCGCCCGCGGUUCGGAGGCAGAGGAGAAGAAAAAGAAGCGUCGGGUGCUGUUCUCCAAGGCGCAGACGCUGGAGCUGGAGCGGCGGUUCCGGCAGCAGCGGUACCUCUCGGCGCCGGAGCGGGAGCAGCUGGCGCGGCUGCUCAGCCUCACCCCCACGCAGGUGAAGAUCUGGUUCCAAAACCACCGCUACAAGAUGAAACGGGCGCGGUGCGAGGGCAGCCCCCCGCCGCUGCCGCCCGCCCUGCUGCGCCGGGUGGUGGUGCCGGUGCUGGUGCGGGAGGGGGAGCCCUGCCGCCGCUGCCCCGCCGCAUCCCCGCCGCCCGCCGCCCGCCCCAAGCUGGGCUGCUCCCUGGCGGGCUGCAGCGCCCAGGCUGCCCUCGCCCUGCAGGGCUACCGAGCCUGCCAGCCCGCCUCCGCCCUCGGCGUCUUCCCCGCUUACCAGCACUUACCGCAUCCCGCCGUCGUGUCCUGGGGAUGGUGACCGCGGCGCUUCGCCCUCCAGGGCCGGACUCAUCCCACGGGCGCGGGGAGGCUCCCGGCGCAGGGCAGGCGGCGGGGCGGCCCCGGGGCGGCGGGCAGGAGCUCGCCCGGCCGCCCUCCCCUGCCAAGGCGAGGAUGCCGGGUGCGGCUCCGUUUUUGUAAAAUCUCUGCUCCUCCCGCUUCUUUCCGAGAGGUUCGUUGUUAAAAAAAGAAAGAAUAAUAAUCCUAGCGACCUAGUUUAUUUUUUAAAUGAUUCUUCCAGUGACUAAUAAAAUGAUUUUGGACAAUUAUUUUUUUUUUCCCCGGCGGGGGAGUGUAUUUUUGACGAUUGGGGC
Cuculus canorus (common cuckoo) is the source of this 1353-nucleotide messenger RNA. RefSeq names its product NK2 homeobox 8 (gene NKX2-8). Lineage: Eukaryota; Metazoa; Chordata; Aves; Cuculiformes; Cuculidae. Gene Ontology annotation, molecular function: RNA polymerase II cis-regulatory region sequence-specific DNA binding; DNA-binding transcription factor activity, RNA polymerase II-specific. The coding region runs from base 315 to 1019 and encodes 234 amino acids. Gene Ontology annotation, cellular component: nucleus. The transcript has 2 exons. The record is from RefSeq and is a predicted model, not a curated record. Gene Ontology annotation, biological process: cell differentiation; regulation of transcription by RNA polymerase II.